AUGAACGCUACAGCUACAUCGCUGCCGCCCAAUGCCCCCGUCACCAACGGAGAAGCAGAUGUAUCGUCGUUGCAAAAUGUCUGCGCCCUUCUCCACGCCCAGGUCGCCGACUUCCUGGCAGCUCCUCCGCCGGACGAGGUGACCGAGCGGACGCAAGAACAGACCAAGAUUGCGCUGGAGGUGAUAGCCAAGGCAUUGCAGGACUAUGAGUUUGGCUCUCUGUCGAUCUCGUACAAUGGCGGCAAAGACUGUCUCGUCCUGCUCAUUCUAUACCUCGCCGUGCUCCAUACGCACUUUACCCAACCCAAGAACCGGCGGAAAGACGAGCCAGAGCCACCGCGCUCGUUUCCUACCUACAUUCCCGCCAUCUACGCCAAACCGCCCGACCCGUUUCCCGCCGUGACCGAAUUUGUCGAAUACUCGUCAAGAUUAUACCAUCUAGACCUGACACACAUAGCCACCAACCCGGGACCCAGACCGCGCGAGAGAUCUCACUCUAACCCUCCGCUGACCCACGGUCUCCCCUCGCUCACCGACCUCGACAGCAUCAAUGGCGACGAUGGGCAAGAUGCAGCGUCCAAACCGACCAUCUCUUUCCGCGACGCCUUCGCCUUGUAUUUGACCUCCCAUCCGUCCAUUCAGGCCAUCUUCGUCGGCACUCGGCGUACCGACCCGCACGGCAGCCAUCUCACGCACUUCGACCCGACGGACCACAACUGGCCGAAAUUCAUGCGCAUCCAUCCCAUCAUCGACUGGCGGCUGUCGGAGAUCUGGUGUUUCUUGCGCUCGCCGCAUCUCAAAGACCCGCUCACCGGCGGUCCUCUCAAAUACUGUUCCAUGUACGACGAAGGCUACACCAGUCUGGGAGGCGUCAAUGAUACGUUGAAGAAUCCCAAGCUGAAGUGUGUGGAGGAGAACGGGGACGAGCGGUACAAGCCGGCAUAUGAAAUGACCCAAGAUGACGGGGAGAGACUUGGGCGGGAGUAA
Messenger RNA from Capronia epimyces CBS 606.96, 987 nucleotides. RefSeq lists its product as uncharacterized. Gene Ontology annotation, molecular function: FMN adenylyltransferase activity. The record is from RefSeq and is a predicted model, not a curated record. The coding region runs from base 1 to 987 and encodes 328 amino acids. Gene Ontology annotation, biological process: FAD biosynthetic process. NCBI's taxonomy places the organism in Eukaryota, Fungi, Ascomycota, Eurotiomycetes, Chaetothyriales, Herpotrichiellaceae. The transcript has 2 exons.